Messenger RNA from Motacilla alba alba, 2491 nucleotides. RefSeq names its product V-set pre-B cell surrogate light chain 3 (gene VPREB3). Lineage: Eukaryota; Metazoa; Chordata; Aves; Passeriformes; Motacillidae. The coding region runs from base 1420 to 1797 and encodes 125 amino acids. The transcript has 2 exons. The record is from RefSeq and is a predicted model, not a curated record.
GUGCCCAAAUGUUGUGCAAGUGUUCCUGCAGUUAGGGCCCUGUAGCAUCAUCCCCUUUUCCUGUGGAAAACAUGGAUGAAAUCAUGUCCCUGGACUGCUCAGCAGAUGGGGAGGCUGGAAUGGUGGGACCAGUAACAACGCUGAUGUGCUGCAUUAUCCAGCGCUCACUGCUCUGAGGACAAGUUCCCUUUCUCUGGAAUGCCUCUCUUUGCACAAGGUGAUUUCCCUGUCUUGCCAGGUUUCAUUUCACAGUCAGUCCAAUCCACGGACUUGACCUGCUCAGAGCUUGGGACAAGGGGUGUGUGUGACACUCCUCCCCCGGGACACGUGCUUGUGUUCAUCUCGGCACCACUUGGCAGACUGUGGGCAGUGCUGGUGGGCAGCAGCUGGAGCUGCACCUGCAGGGUGCUCAUACCUGCAAGAGCUCAUGAAACACAAGCUCUGAUAGCUGCAGGGGCAAACCUGCAAACAUCUUUGGCUUGGGGCCUCUGUGGGUGCUGCAGAGGGAGGGAGUGGCUGUCCCUGGUGGUGAUGAGGUGGCGCUGGCACGGGCUGAGCCUGCCUGUGGAGGGCAGGAGGCUCUGGCACAUGAGAAAUGCCCGCUGCCCUCACUGCUGGGGACAGCCUUGGCCGGUGGCCGUGUGACGCAGUGGCCCCGUGACAGGUGUCAUAGGCAGGAGUGGCUUCACGCCCGCUGAGCUGGUGGCCGUUGGCUGUAACAGUCUGCUGUCCUUCCGCACCAGCUGUGCUGCAGCCACCUCUGCCCCGGCUCCCUGGGGACAGCCCUCCUGCCCGCUGGCCUCAGCAGCCACCCUCCAGGGCUGCCCACGGCUGCGGCUCCCGAGCUGGCCCUGGCCAAGAGGCAGCACCCUCAGCAGCUCCCAGCCCCUGCUGAGACCCUGCCCAGUCACUCCUGCCACUGUGAUGGAGCUGUGUGAAGGGAGCAGCGGCUUUCCUUCUGUUGUUUCUGUGAUGGAACAGCUGCCUGUCAUCUUCCGUUCUCCCUGGUGGCCCCCAGCCUGCUGUCUUCCCAGGGCAUCCUUGGCACGGUGUGGCUCAGGCUCCCGGCCUCCUGCAUGCCUGGCAGCAGAGAGCCCGAGUGUGAGACUGCAGGGAAACCUCCCUGCUCCUCCCAUCAGCGAGGAGAGAUGGUCAGCGAUGCCUCCCCAGCGCCCGGGGCGUGGGGGGAGCUGUGGGUGUGCUGCUGCAGCUGAAGGAAAUGGGCUGGGGUGAGGGUGGGUGGCUCUCACCCCCUCCCUGAAGCCCAGCUGCAGCAGAGCGAGCAGCCCUGGGGAGCUGAGUCCCCGAGCCCCCCGUGUCAUUUACAUACACCCCACCAGUGGCCACGGCACAGCACCCGGGCUUUGUGCAGCAUCCCAGAGCUGCUCUGAAGCAGCCUCCCUUCCUCUGCCUCCUGCCAUGGCCCUGGGCUUCACAGUCCUGCUCCUGCUGGGGACACUGGGCUCAGCUGCCAGGGCCCAGCCCGUGCUGAGCCAGCCAAGCUCCGUGUUCGUGCAGCCCGGGCAGAGCGCUCGGCUCUUCUGCACGCUGAGCCCGCAGUACAACAUCAGCCACUUCGGCAUCUCCUGGUACCAGCAGCGCCCCGGCCACUCCCUCAGGUACCUGCUCUAUUACAACUCGGAGCGAGACAAGCACAAGCCUGCCAAGACCCCCGACCGCUUCUCGGCCACCAAAGACCUCGCCAGCAACGCCUGCAUCCUCACCAUCGCGGCCGCCUGCCAGGAUGAUAACGGCACCUAUUACUGCGCCCUGUCCCCGGCCCUCAGGUGGCUCUAGAGGCACCUGAAGCUUUUACGCUUCCCCUGGCCACCCUAUCCCAGCAGGGAGAGCGGCAGCCCUGGGAGGGAUGGGAAAAAUCCAUCUUUGCACGCUUGAGCAGACCCGUGCUGGGAAGUGCAGCAAGCUCCUCUUUGUCCCCAAGCGUCCCCCGCGGGGCAGCAGACAGCCGGGCACGGCCGCAGAGCAGCCAGGGCCUCCUGCAGCAGGAGCAUGGAGGGCUCGGCCGUGGCCUGGCUGUGCUGGGCUCUUCCAGCACCUGGCACGGGGCGGCCUGGACCUGGCUGGGGCUUUCGCAGAGUUUAAACAAGGAUAAUAAAGGCAGUAAAGGCUAAUCCUCAGCCCGCGGCUCGCGUCCCGCGUCCCUGGGCCAUGAGGGCGGGCAGGAGGGGCUGCGGGCCUGGCGGGGUCUCUGCGCCGGGGGGAGCCCUCACCCACCCCUGGAGCAGCCCCCGGCCCCACAGCACAGCCCCUGAGGGCACAGGGACACGCGUGCCCCGCGGGGACUCUGUGGGGAUGGUUUCUCCCAGGGAUGAAGCAUUUUCCCGCAGAAUUCCCUCAGAACCGGGGAAAACGCCGGGAUGGCCGCACUGCGCAUGCUCAGCUCGGCGCGCGCCCGGCGAAGGGAGCUAGGACCCAAGGGCGGGUACUGAUGUCACGUGAGGGGCGUCCGGCGCUACCAUUGGCUCGGGGG